Epinephelus fuscoguttatus (brown-marbled grouper) is the source of this 5750-nucleotide messenger RNA. RefSeq names its product terminal nucleotidyltransferase 4A (gene tent4a). The transcript has 13 exons. Lineage: Eukaryota; Metazoa; Chordata; Actinopteri; Perciformes; Serranidae. Gene Ontology annotation, molecular function: poly(A) RNA polymerase activity; mRNA binding. Gene Ontology annotation, cellular component: nucleolus; TRAMP complex. Gene Ontology annotation, biological process: RNA 3'-end processing. The coding region runs from base 205 to 2691 and encodes 828 amino acids. The record is from RefSeq and is a predicted model, not a curated record.
UUGAAUUCCCGUAGGAAACGGCUAACAUUUUUUCCAGCUAGCGGUGUAAAGGGGCCACUUUAUCAAUGGUCCUAAUUCGGUUUAAUGUUUAAAUACUUGUCUUCUCGUAACCCCGGACAGAGCAGCGACCUUUGAAAGGACUCACGACGGGCUCGCGGGUGUCGGUCACAUACUUGUAGGGGGGCUACCAGAGAGAGAAGUUGAAUGGAUCCGAGGGUAGCUUGGAUUCAGCCCGAACAGAAAGGACCUGCGAACGCCUUAUGGAUGCACGUCUGGGAGACCUCUCAGGGAGUACGGACCCUCUCCGCUCAGCACCAGCUCCACAACCAGAACCACAACCAGUGCGUCAGCUACGCCGCGUUGGAUGUUUUAAAAAAUGUGGCGACCGCGGUGGCAUCGAGCAAGAGCGCUUGCAGCAGCAGCAGCAACGGGAACGUUACUGGCAGCCUGAGCAACGGCAGCAGCCAUCACAGCAUCAUGAACGGCACUACGAGUAUUAACGGCACUGCGAUGCCCUCGCUGGGGAUAGCGCUGUCCAACGGCAACGUACACGGCUCCUUCACCGCGACAAACGCCGCCGAGCCAGGUGAGAGGAAAACCCUGCCCCAGAAGACGGGAUCCGUCUCCUCGUCGUCCUCGCAGGAAUCCGGGACGGACUGCCCCCCUUCCAGCUGCUCACUAGAGAGGACUAUGGGUGGAAAUAUAACGGGCAACGUUAAUAAAAACGUCGGGGGUGCCAAUCUGCUCUUCAGCGUGAGCGACAGCAUGGACAAUAAUGUCAAUCUUUACCACCACCAUCACCGUCACCUACAGGAGCACCCGGCGUUCAAUUUACAGCAGAUAUGCGCGAAACGCCACCAGCUUCACCCCUCUGUACCUGUAAACCACACACACAACCACCACCCGGGCCGGAGGAAAAGUGACAACAAAGCAAGCACUUAUGGGAUGAAUUACUUGCUUUCAAACUGCACUAAUGGCAAUUAUUCGAGCACUUGGACGCCCUGGAAGGCGAGGAAGUACAAUCCUGGGGUCCUCGGACUCCACGAGGAGGUGAUGGACUUCUACAACUUCAUGUCUCCUCGGCCGGAGGAAGCAGCUAUGAGGAAGGAGGUGGUGAACCGGAUAGAGAUGAUCAUCAAGGAGCUGUGGCCCACUGCAGAUGUCCAGAUAUUUGGCAGCUUCAGCACAGGGCUGUACCUUCCAACUAGUGACAUUGACCUGGUGGUGUUUGGGAAGUGGGAGCGCCCCCCGCUGCAAGAGCUGGAACAAGCCCUUCGCAAGCAUAACGUUGCAGAACCUUUCUCCAUCAAAGUGCUGGACAAAGCUACAGUGCCAAUCAUCAAGCUGACAGACCAGGAGACGGAGGUGAAGGUGGACAUCAGUUUCAACGUGGAGACUGGCGUCAAGGCGGCAAGCUUCAUUAAAGAUUAUGUUAAGACGUAUCCAGUGCUGCCUUACCUGAUCUUUGUGCUGAAGCAGUUUCUGCUGCAGAGAGAUCUGAACGAAGUCUUCACUGGGGGGAUCAGCUCGUACAGCCUCAUCCUCAUGGUCAUCAGCUUCCUACAGCUCCAUCCUCGCAUCGAUGCCAGAAACCCCAACGAGAACUUGGGCGUGUUGCUGAUCGAGUUCUUUGAGUUGUACGGCCGCCAUUUCAACUACUUGAAAACAGGGAUUCGCAUCAAAAAUGGAGGCGCGUACAUAGCCAAAGAGGAGAUCAUGAAGGCCAUGACAAACGGAUACAGACCAUCCAUGCUCUGCAUAGAGGACCCGCUGCUUCCAGGUAACGACGUGGGGAGGGGUUCCUAUGGUGCCAUGCACGUCAAGCAGGUGUUUGACUACGCCUACACUGUCCUGAGUCACGCCGUGUCCCCGCUGGCUCGGUCGUAUCCCAACAAAGACUCUGAAAGCACCUUGGGCAGGAUAAUCAGGUUGACCCAGGAAGUGAUCGACUACAGGGAAUGGAUCAUUAAGAAGUGGGGGGGCAGGGAUCUGACACGGACGGACAACAGAGUUUCACCUCCCAAGGAGCCGUUGUCAGAGCAGGAGCCCUGUGUGCUCGGUGGUGGUGUCGGGUCGGAGGAGCAGCAGAGGGACUCAGUGUCCCCCCACAGUGCAGACUCCCCCAUGUCAAUCUCCAGCCCUCAGCAGCACUCCUCAGCCUCCUCUGUCUCCUCGCUGUCUGGAUCAGACAACGAUUCUGAUUCAGCGCUGCCGUGUCCCGUCCCUCCUCCAGCCCUGCCACCGUACCCGUCUUUCACACAUCUGGGCCUAGCUCUGCCACCAGGCCUCAACAUGGGCACCGGCAAACCCGGCAUGGGAGGACACCAUCUCCUCUUGCAUCCAGGCUCACAGGCUCGUGUCGCACUGCCCGGGGGUCUACCAAUGCACUCCAUACCUGGCAGACAGGUGUGUAUAGACACCGGGCUCCCCCCCUUCUUCCACAUGCCCCCCCCAGCCCAUGCUCAUGCCCCUGCCCCCUCCAGCCCCCAGCCUCCGCCCAGCCCCCACUCCAGCCACACACACAAGAACGGAGCCAAGUUCAGCGGGAAGGGCUUCCACACCACGCCGCUGGUCAACAACCCUGUUAUGGCUAACCGCGGACACACACACACUCACACGCACACACAGUACCACCGCAACACUUGGCGACGCAGAAAGAGGGACAGCCUACCGGUCAGCCUCAGCAGAUAGAAACCACUCCUCUUCCCCCACUUUUGCUCCCUCUCCUCUCCGGCUGCAGAACCCCGGCUCGUGGUUGGUCCUGAAGGAGGAUGGACGGACGGACGGACGGACGGAGGACCAGAGACCAGCAGUAUUCACUCUGGAACAACAGCCCUCAGCUCUGCAUCUUCCUUCUACUAUCUCUACCUUUCCAUUUCUGCAUGACUUUUGUUCGCUGUUUUGUAGUUUCAGUAUUAUUUUACUUUCAGUAUUUUGUUUCCUCAUUUUUAGUUUCAGGUCUCGUUGUUUAUUUUUGUCGGACUCGGUGGUGACGCCAUCGCCAAGUUCACUUGACCUCGUCUUGACCCUCGCAGCCAAGCUGCCCGUGGCUCAGUGUUACUUUUUUUUUACACACUUACGAACAAAAACAUUUUCAUUUUGUGCAAUAACGUUUUUUUUUCUUUUUUGGAACUAAAGUAAAUGCUUAUUUAAUUUUGUGUGUGUAUAUGUAAAGGCAUUUUUAUACAGUUGUUUUAUUUUUGUAGAGUUUUAAAUUUUGUUUACGAAACCGUUCCCCAGGCAGCAUCUCUGGAGUGUGUGUGUUCCUCAGUUGUUGUUUCUGUGCGUGAUCGGGAGUGUGUGCACCUGUCUGUCAUCAGGCUGAGCUGCCCUCCCCCUCCUUCUCUUCUUCUCCCCUCUUUAAUUGUGUUGUUCAGUUUGAUAAGGAGCAGAGGGAACAGAAAGGGAUACGCAGCUCUUAUCUUGAUAUUCCUUCCAUUUUGCUUCAUCUGUCUUGUGAAAAUGGGCGAGGUUAACAUGAAAUUCCUUCAUGGAAGUCUUGUUCUUCAGCCCAGUUAGUCGAAGGCAUCCUGGAGGGAAGUGGAGGGAUGGAAAUUGCACCCUGGGAUAUCCUGAGAAACGAGAGGAAAGGACGGGAUUGUGUUGUGGCCUCCUGAGCAGAUACAGCUUUAGCGGUGCCACCUCGAGACUGUGUGUAUUUGUAUAUCUCUGUAUGUAUGUGUGUGUGUCCCUCAUGGGACUGUGCUGUUGCCAUAUUUUGUCAGUCAGGGGAAGGCUGGCAGUGGCCUGCUGGUUUUGUCUCGGCCAUCUUUCUCUCCUCUGGAGGUGAUUUUAAAAGCGAAGCCUCCAGACGGAGCAGAAUUUGACCUGAAAGAGCCUCUUCUGUUGAACAUAUAUGCUUGUGUUUUCAUUUUGUGCUUGUCUCUUUUUAUUACGUGUUGUAGGAGGGUUGGGCCGAGAAGGCAAAAGCUUAUCUGACUUGAAUUCGAAGACCCAGACUAGGGUGAGAGGGCAGAAAGCCUCUGACUCGAGGUUCAGAGAAAUCCUAGUUUCUCUAGUCAAGGGACACGGUCGUGGAAAUCUGAUCACAGGGCUGAGGUCAACUCCGGCCCGCAGCUGUAAAUCAGUGCAGACCAACACUAAAACGCUCAGCGAUAAGGUUUUCUCCUUUGUGGUCCUGGACAAAGGAGGAGGAGGAGGGAGGGGUGGUCUUCCUGAACCAAGGACCCUCGUGAAAGGGAAUUAUAUUUUGAUUCCAUUCAGGAAUCUUGUGUAUAUUUGAUUGCCAGGUACUUCCGCUAAUUGUUUGCAAUGCCUUUCUUUGUGUUUACUUGGAGUGUGUGUACGUCGUUUUCCGCGAGCACACGUGUCACAAAUACACACACUCACAGACAGGACUGUCGAAGGCUGUGACUCGCCCAGAACACUACGCACGCUGGUGUUAUUACUAUGCAAGUGGAUUAUUCUAAUUAUCACGUCAGCUCUCUCCUCUUUCCUUUUUUUCCUCCAAACGACAAACACUGCUUGUUGGACUGGAGUUACUUACUGACUACAAACCCAUCCCCCCCCCCCACCUCCCCCGGCCCCUUGUAUUUGUACGGAGGUCCUGAAAUGUUUCAAAGUCUAGUUUUCUACAUAUAUCAGUCAGAUGUGAGGAAUGGGGGAUGUUAAUGUCAAUGGUUGGGUCUGUGUAGUGUGUGACAUAGUGAAACGUGUGUGAGAAAGUAUCGAGACUCAUGACUCGCCUCAACAGGUUUUUAAAUCAGACGGUUCGUGAGCGAGUGCACCCAGAGAGCGACUUGCACUCUGCAGGUGCACCUCAGGAGGGGUCAAAGUGUCCACCAACAAUUCUUUACUUUUUACUGAGACUCUGUUCAGUGCUGUUACACUAUUGUUUUUAGUUUUAAAUCAUGGCAACUCUGAUCCCUCAGUCAGAACCACACCUGGCAUCAACUCAGUCUGAGAUGAAGGGUUUCUGUUUUGACCGGUGGCUCACAGGCGGAGCAGAUUAUGAGCUAAUCAUCACCUCCAGAGAAAUUCCUUUCAUGUUUUAUAAUUUGACCAACAAUAAAAACCAUUAUGGAUGCCUCACUGUCGUACACUCACGAUGUUACGCCCUGUGGAUGGUUAUUUCCAUCUGCAGGAAGGUGAUCAUGUUGGUGCAUGAAAUGCAAAGUCCCAGCCCAAAAUAAAUUGGAUAGCAAGGUGGAUGUAGUUUGACGCUACAUCUCUGUCAGCCAUGCUUUUAAAGAUUAGAACCAGCAUUGAUUAAAGGCUGAAGAUGAAAUUGCCAAUGAAAGGUUGUUGACUGGGUUCGAGUUGCCGGCAUCUCCACAGCAAAGACUUGACGAUGGAUUAAAAUCUCUGUGCAUCUCAGCGGCCCCUCGCAGCUCACUCUCUGCGUGCACUCUUUCUGUCCUGCUCCGUCUUCACUUCUCCAGUGUGGUGUAAGCAGCAGGAAAAGGAAGCAGCAGCAGAGAGCGGGCUGGGGCCGCGGAGACUUUGGCGUACACAUGUACAUGUAGAUGCAAUGUAAUAUGACCCUCCAUUGCAACACAAUGAGGGAUUUUAAAACUGGCGGCUGCUGUCUAGAGAAGAGUGGCAGCCGCUCUUUGUCCUGGCUGAUUCAUGUGAGCAGUGGCCCCUCCAGAUGGACACUGAGCCACCAGUGGCCGGAGGAAACCACUGCCCAGCUUUUGGUUGUUUUUUUUUUUUGUUUUGUUUUAUUUUUUUGACAUUUUUAUGUAAAUAUAUUUUUUUCUAUUUUAUUUUUUAAUAAACAUUUUAAA